Molecule: messenger RNA, 3669 nt
Organism: Paraphaeosphaeria sporulosa
Lineage: Eukaryota; Fungi; Ascomycota; Dothideomycetes; Pleosporales; Didymosphaeriaceae
Product: HET-domain-containing protein
Exons: 5
Coding region: 1-3669 (1222 amino acids)
Source: RefSeq, a predicted model, not a curated record
AUGAGUACGGCCAUCAACCCUCCGCGAUCUGUCACUAAUGCGGUGGUGUGCAUAAAUCUAGAGGUGCAACGACAAGCUUUUGGGGGCUGUUUGGGCUCACAUGCUCGUAGCAUUCGCCUUUUAAGGCUUGGUCGGCAUGAUUUGACUGAUGUGCUCGUCCUCUCACCCCCAGUGCUUGCGGCUGAAAAUUCUAAUUUCCGGCGACCUUCGAAUCUGUGUGAGUUUUACGCAAAAGCAGAUGCCUGCGGCAAUGUAACUCCCCUAGACUACACAAAGUGGAAUGCGCGGUCGCAAGCGUUCGUCUCCGGGCACGUUACUCAUCCGAUCGCACUACACGCAUCAUAUAGGUGCGAGGGCUCCUGGUCGAAAGAUAUGGCCGACCCGUUCGCUUCAGCAACCGCCGCCACCCGCUUGCUGCAUCCUUCUCUAAGCACAAGCAACACGCUUCCGAUCGACUUUUUCGAACCAUUAGUGUGCGGUUUUCUAGAGGAUGAAAGAUACGCAAAAUGGGCUGCAGGUUACAUGCCAUGGCAGCUUCAUUGUCACGGCGGUCCGGGAUGUGGCAAGUCGACCUUUGCACUACGGGUCGUAGAAGAUCUAAAAAAACGUCAUCAGAACCAAGGCAUCUCUGUAGCAUAUGUCCAUGUCAAGGAGCGUGUUUUGAACAAUCAAGCAGAAUUCGUUGAAGAUUUUCUUUUUUGCUUAUACAAACAAGUCUGUAACCGACCGGCCAAUGCUUAUGAGAGCGCCCUUCGCACCGGCCAGCCAUCGACUGAGAGACUCAAGCGUAUCCGGGGAGCACUUCAUCAGCAGUUGAAAGAGAAUGAACAUAGCUUCCUCGUAUUCGACGGCUACGAUACGUUGGACAUUGCCACAUGCAUGUUGAUCGACUAUGAGUUCAAGGAUCCGGGCUUGUCCAACAUAUCGCUCCUUGUGACCCGCCGGAGCCCACCCUAUAAACGACCUGAAAACCUCAACAUUGGCUGUGACAGUUGUGAGCGAGCGCACCUCAGCUUGUACUGGCAGUGCCAAAUUUGUGGUGAGAAUGGUCCACAAUACUGCUGCGAAUGCAAAGAAAACGGCGCAUGUACGAACGGAGAACACAAAUUUGCGCUGUCAGAACCUUAUAGUCGCAUCGAUCUGGAUUUAACAAAGACGCCGCGGUCUGCGAUGAUAGGGUUCAUUGCACAUGAACUUGAAACGCACUCUAGGGCCAGGACGCAGGAUGUCAAACAACGCGCGGCAGAUAUAUUAGCGAGGGUUGGUGGUAACAUCAAUCUUGCGAAGCUUAGGAUCGAUGACUUAUUGACAGUGGAUGAUCUUUCCGAUGACCAGCUGCUGAGGGACAGGCUUCCACGAAGUGUCGUUGCCUUCUUUGACGCUGAAAUUGAUAAUAUGUUGCAAGAUAAACCCUUAGAUCGCAAUCUAGGUGUGUUGGCCGUUGCUUCAGUCGCGCAGUACGGGGAUCCACAAGGUUUUGGAAUGAAGGCCGCCGAUCUGGAAAGGUCGCUACGACAGGCGCGAAACUCUUCACCCCAUCUCGUCCUUCACCCCACCAAAAGCCUGGAGGAUGUCAUCACGGCAGCGAACGGAUUGCUCGUUUUGCAACCCUACGAGGACGACCUAUAUGUGGCAUGCUUCAAUAAGAUGCUCAAACUCUAUGCUAGAGAAGAUUACAACGAGGUUUUAUACAAGGCAAAAGCGAGACUAUCUCUUGAGACAGAUCCUUCUCAGCAUGAGGGCACCAGAUCAUGGAUUAUAGCGCCGUCAACAACCUCUCCUCCGACCAUAUCAGAUGUAUUUGACAACAAGGACUAUAUGGACGCAAGGAGCUCUAGUCACGACAGUGCAUACUAUUCGCGUUCUUCAAGCAUGAACACGAAGCUACACAGUCGCAAAACAGUAUCUCACACGGAUGAGCCGAGGGGGCUUUUCGAAUGCACAGGGUCCUUACCCAUUCAGAGCAAUGUUGUUGAGGCGCAAGGACAAAGUGUACCGCCCGUAUCCUUGUGUGAAUUCUGCCAGGAGCAUAUAUUCAACAGCAACGACUCUGCCGGUAGCCAUCACAUGUCAUGUGAAGCAAUACUGAAUUCGCUGACCAGUGGAUGCGUUAUUUGCAUGGAUUUGUAUAUGCACGGCGUCAAAGCAGAAAAUCGCAUGCUAGAACUAGUGCCCUCUGCAUUCAAGGACUGGCACUAUCGAUGGGCACUUCGGAGCACUGGUCGCUCGCAAAAUCGUAAUUCUUCCUUUGGGAUUAACUUCACACCCCUGGCCAGUGGCGGAGAAAAAUUUACGCCGUUGCCACACUCCAAAAAGUACCAUAUAGUCUCUGAGGCGGACGUUAAUGUUGCUGCCGAAGGGUCCCUUGCAUUCUCCACGAACCCAAGCGAACCCGGAGGUGGUUUACAAAUCCGGCAAUGGAUGAAGAUCUGUGCUGAGACUCAUGAACAUUGCAACAAGCAUCAAAAGUCCGAAUUUGUUCCUACCCGUCUUGUAGAUCUGGAAACGGAAGACAGCAGCAUGGUGCGCAUCGUGCAAACGGCGAAGGAGAAUAUCACGGGCCCCUACCUGACUCUUAGCCAUUCAUGGGGUCCGCCCACGUUCCUACAACUCAAAAGGGAUAACGAAUCUGAACUCAUGGGCAAAGGUGUAAUGAUUACUGAGCUUACUCCAAACUUCCAGCAGGCCAUCUCUGUGGCGAAGUUCAUCGGAAUGCGCUAUAUUUGGAUCGAUUCAUUAUGUAUCAUCCAAGGACCAGGAGGCGAUUUCAAGAGUGAAGGUCAGCUCAUGCACAAAGUGUACCGCCACUCGCACUGCAACAUUGCUAUUGCAGACUCCUCGGACUCCGAGGGUGGUUUGUUCCGGCAACGCAACCCAGUGGACAUCUUACCCACGAGCAUAGAGGCCGAUGGGACGGGCAAACUACCACGCGGGACAUGGAGAAUCCUGGAAGACGAUCUGUGGGAUAAAGAACUGCUUGCAACCAAGAUCUACACUAGAGGGUGGGUGUUUCAAGAACGCAUGCUUUCACCUCGUAUCCUGCACUUCGCCGCUUCCCAGAUAUUUUGGGACUGUAGCACACUGAGCGCCUGCGAAGCUCUUCCCCGAGGACUUCCUCAUUCCUUGGACGCGAAGGCGUCCACAGAUCGGCACUGGCGGGGUCGCAUGCAGCGAAUGCCAGCCGACACCCCGCAGAAAUAUGACGAGCCCAUCGUUGGGGCGAGCGAUGAUUCCAUAGAAAUCUUCUGGCGCUCUGCGUUACUGCGUUACACAUCCUGCAACCUCACUAACCAAGGCGACAAAUCGGUCGCGAUAUGGAGUAUAGCCAAGCUGGUGCGCGAUAUCUUGGGAGAAAGAUAUGGCGGCGGAUUGUGGGAAGCUAACCUGGAGGAGCAACUUGCGUGGCACUCACAUGACGUGGUGUUCGAAGGCGACGCUAGAUUACCGGAGCUGCAAAGUCGAUAUCCUAGCUGGUCAUGGGCAUCGAUGAAGGGGCCCAUUGUCGCUCAUAGUCGGCUUUCAACGGCCAGGCAGUAUGUUGUUGAGAACCACGUCGGAGACGCCAUAACGUUCGAAAGCCACUUCAAAGACAAAGACAAUGAACCAAUAUUGGAGAGAAUCCCCAUGGCAUUGUCAGGGAUCGGCCGGGUAUUUCGCCGUCUUUCUUGA